Mesocricetus auratus (golden hamster) is the source of this 838-nucleotide messenger RNA. Its product is annotated as dachshund homolog 2-like. Bases 323 to 838 code for a protein of 171 amino acids. NCBI's taxonomy places the organism in Eukaryota, Metazoa, Chordata, Mammalia, Rodentia, Cricetidae. The transcript is spliced from 2 exons. The record is from RefSeq and is a predicted model, not a curated record.
ACUCUCGGGAGCGCUCCUGUGUGCGCUGCAUAAGAAAGAAAUUCCAGUCAGUGAGCUAGGCGGCUGGGAGGAAGGCUGGGACGCUCGCUGGUGAAUUCACCGGACUCUUGGGGACGUUCAGCGGAGCCAUCUCUUCGGUCCCCUGAGUUUGGGAGAAAUGUGCACGUGGAAUUAGAGCUAAGUCACUGGCCUCCACUGAACCCGGUGCGGGAUGGCUGGGGGUAUGGGGUGAAGGAGCCCCGAGUCCCGCUUGGGGCCCCAACAAUCCUCCACUUCUGAAAAGAAUGGUUGGCAGCCUAGUCUCCCUCCAAGACCUCUCUGCAUGACAAUCGGACUCUGCCGGCCAGGCGCCUGGCGAAGGCAAGACACCGCCUCCUUCUCGCGCUCCACCUCCAUUCACCGAAAGCCCCUCACCGCCUCAGGAGAGCCCCCGCGUCUAACCCCUAAUCUGAUCAACAGUUUCAUGGCCAAUAACCACAGCGGCAGUGUCGGGGGUGGCGGCAUUGGUGGUGGCAACAGUGGCAGCAGCAACAGCAACACGAACGAGUGCCGGAUGGUCGACAUGCACGGAGUGAAGGUGGCUUCAUUCCUGAUGGACGGCCAGGAACUGAUCUGCCUGCCGCAAGUCUUUGAUCUUUUCCUCAAGCACCUGGUGGGAGGGUUGCACACGGUGUACACUAAACUGAAGAGACUGGACAUAUCCCCCGUAGUGUGUACUGUGGAGCAAGUUCGAAUCCUUCGCGGGCUGGGGGCCAUCCAGCCCGGAGUGAACCGCUGCAAGCUCAUCACCAGGAAAGACUUCGAAACUUUGUUCACAGAUUGCACAAACGCCAGGUGA